Thrips palmi is the source of this 2349-nucleotide messenger RNA. Its product is annotated as DNA (cytosine-5)-methyltransferase 3C-like. Gene Ontology annotation, cellular component: nucleus. The transcript has 10 exons. Lineage: Eukaryota; Metazoa; Arthropoda; Insecta; Thysanoptera; Thripidae. Gene Ontology annotation, molecular function: methyltransferase activity. Bases 897 to 2255 code for a protein of 452 amino acids. The record is from RefSeq and is a predicted model, not a curated record.
GCCUGAGAUUGGUCAUAGUGGAUAGUCAGAUUUCACCUAUCAGUAACUCCUUUACAUUUGUUUUGCUCAGGUCUAUCUUUUUUAACUUCCCAAUCGAUGGAUUUCUCCUGAACGUGUAUCCAUUUUGGUUAAUCAUCAUGCAAAUUAUUAGACAGGUUGCUAUGAAAACUGUAUUUUUGAGCACCUUACACCUGUAUUACCGAUUCCGACCGACUCGGAUCUUUUAUCAUCCAAGUGUGUGUGUGUGUGUGUUUUUUUUAAAUUAUUUAUAUCAUUUUACUUUAUCCAAUUUAACACGUUUAACAAAACAUUUCGGAAAUCGUCGUACAGUAAUAUACAAUACUGAUAGAGUGAAAUACAUUUUUUUUUCGCGCGAGAGGUGUUUGUGACCUAACUCAGCUCCCAAGCUUUGCUUGGUGCUCCCAGUCCCUCUCACGUCCCAGUAGCUCAGUCCAUUUUAUGUAUUUCGGUGGAGUCGUCGCAGUAAGAAAGAAAAAGAGGUUUUGAAUUUCCCGGCCGCAACGCAGGGAAUGACGGCUUGAGACUAGUGACCUGCUGCCGAGCGUUUCGGGAUAGUCUAAUAGAGGGGGGGAGGUAAUUUCGUGAAAAAUGACGUUUGCAUUUAUUAUUUUUUGGUGAAAUUAAUCAGUUUUGGGGUUUAUAAUGGCAAAGAUUGGGAAAACUAAAAAACGGGAAGGUGUCUUGACUUGAGCUGUCUUGUGCGACCCGAGCGCCAUCUCGGGGGGAUCUCGCUGAACCUGCCACUGCAAAUACCCCAUGGUGCCGGCAAGACAGGGGAGACGAGACGCUUCUUGCUGAGGCCUCUACUAGAGCGUGUGAACUAGAUCUGGAUAAUUUGUCAUUGCUGAUUGUGAUUUGAACUCGAAUUGGAGACGAUGAGCUUCCUGGUGCCGCCCCCUCCCAAGCGGUACAAGCUACGCAGCCGGUCAGCCUCGCAGCAACAGCAGCAGGGAAGUGACCAGCCGGGCGGCAGCGGCACAUUUGUGGCUGGUGGUCCACCAACCAGCUCCACCCGUGGGAGAGGAAGAGGAGGACGCAAAUUCGCCUUUGUUCCGAAGGUCACUUGCAAACUUUGCCAGGAGGUGGUUGACAAGGAUCAGAGCAAGGACCAUCCAUGGCUGUAUGGGCGAAUUUGUCCAAGCUGCUAUUUGAAAUGUAAAGAAUUGUUGACAAUUUGGGCAGCUGGAGGAUCUAUCAAGUGUGUCAAUUGUGCUGCUGCUAAUGGUAUAACUAUCCUAAAAGAGAGCUUGAUCUGCUUCAAUUGUGUCCCAGAGGAUGAAAAGGCACAUUUGCCAAGACUAAGACAUGAUUUUAGAGAGAAGUUUCAGAAUUUCCAACUUGAGAAUGGUUUUCAAUUAGAAGACAAAAAGCCACUAAGGGUUCUUUCCCUAUUUGAUGGUAUUGGAACAGGACUUCUUGUGCUGGAUAAUCUUGGAUUGGAGGUAGAAGAAUAUUUCUCAUGUGAAAUUGAUGAGGAUGCUUUGUCGGUUUUGGACUACCGUUUUUAUGGAAGGAUGACCCAUUUGAGUACUGUGACCAAUUUGACCCCCCACAAAUUAGACUCUCUUGGUCGAAUUGAUCUUUUGAUCGGUGGAUCCCCUUGUAAUCAGUUGAGUUUAGCUAAUCCUAGGCGGAAGGGCUUAUAUGAUGUAGAGGACACUGGUGUCCUGUUUUUUGAUUUUAACAGAAUUCUAAAAUAUCUACAAGCAUCAGCUCUCCGCUCCGGAAGACCUCUCUAUUGGCUGUUUGAAAAUGUGGCAUCAAUGCCUCAUGACUUCAGGGACACCAUUUCAAAAACUUUGCAAUGCAGACCUGCCAAAUGGGAUGCCAGUCAGUAUCUCCCUGCCAAGAGGGCACGGCUCUUCUGGGGAAACAUACCCAAUCUUCAUGGAGACCAGAAAACAGAGCAGCCGCCACCAUACCUGGAUAAAAUUCUGGAGCCCUAUCGGAAAGCCCAAGUUGUCAGUUUGCCCACAAUCACAACCACAUAUCACUCACAGUGCGGGAGAGGUGUGCUGCUUCCUGUGAUACAAGAUGGACAUGAAACCGGCUUACUUAUCACAGAAAGAGAGCGGUUAUUUGGGUUUCCCACUCACUUUACUGAUGGGCCAAACCUCUCAAUCCGUAAGAGGGAAUGCUUGCUUGGAAAAGCAUGGAGUGUGCCAGUUGUCGAAAAGAUAUUGUCACCCCUUAAAAGCAUAUUCAAAUUGAAGGAAUCAGAUGGAAGGCUCUGAAAAAAAAGUAAUAUUUUCUUCUGAUUCAUGAAGCGAUAUUUCUGAAUUGUUCCCAUUGUUUGUGUGAGAGCAGUACAAUAAAAUGUUUGAGUCA